This is a messenger RNA of Anolis sagrei ordinatus, 1366 nucleotides long. RefSeq names its product P2Y purinoceptor 1-like. Gene Ontology annotation, cellular component: plasma membrane. Lineage: Eukaryota; Metazoa; Chordata; Lepidosauria; Squamata; Anolidae. Gene Ontology annotation, molecular function: G protein-coupled receptor activity. The record is from RefSeq and is a predicted model, not a curated record. Gene Ontology annotation, biological process: G protein-coupled receptor signaling pathway.
GACAAAACUGCAGAAGAAGACCAAAGAAAUUAAUGGAAAGUUUAAAAGAUGAUUUGGAACUCACAGUCAUGUGCUACAGAGAAUUCCACCAUGUUUAAGCAAGGCAAACUCUCUGGAAGAAUAUCAAACACCACUUUCAUCAUUUUCUUCUGCAACACUUACAGCGGACCAGAAUGGUCUUGUUACUUUGUGGUUGUGAUUUUCUUUUUAGUUCUGCUCAUAGGAUUUCUGGGGAAUACAUUCACACUGCUCUUCUAUAUAUGCACUUGGAGAUCAUGGACUAGUAGCACAAUUUUUCUGUUCAAUUUGGCACUGUGUGAUUUUACUUGGAUUUUCUUGAUUCCCUUUGCCGUCUACUACUACCUACAUAAGCGAACUGCAUACGUUACUCAGCUAUUCUGCCAGCUCAAAAGAACAUUCUUUGGCAUCAAUAUCUAUGGCAGCAUCUAUUUUCUAACGCUUAUCAGUUUUGACCGGUAUGUGGGUGCUGUCCAUCCCAUCCGAUCCUUUAAAAGAUGGGAUAAAAGCAAGGCUACAUUUUGUACUAUGGCUGUAUGGAUUGUCAUCUUGAUAGAGUCCAUUCCUGAUGUUUAUUACACCUUUGUGGUCCAAAGAGAAAUAGGGUCUAAAGCUUGCCUUGACAACAUUGGAGAGACUCUGUACUUUGUGGUUCCAUUCACAAUUUUCAGACUUUUAUUUGGUUUCCUCAUUCCUGUCCUGAUCAUUUUCACAUGCUAUACCUUGACUCUUAAAGCAUUACGGAACAUGAAGAACCACCAUCAGAGAAGAAAAAGAAUUGUGAAGCCCUUGUUGUUGGUUUCAGCUGCCAUGAUUGUUUUUGCUGUGGCUUUCAUUCCUUAUCAUGGCAUGAUACUGGCAGUGCUAAUCUACAGAAUCAAUAACCAACUCAAUGCUGACAAUGUAAGGUUAAUACUUACUAUAUAUAAAUUCACAGAAAUCAUCUGCAGUGUCAGUAGUUCCUUGAACCCAUUCAUUUUUAUGUUAGCCAGUAAGAAAUUCAAGGAAAAGUUUAAAAGGUUCUGGUGCUCACCUAGAAAGAGGUGUCUUUGCUGUCAAUCACACCGAGUGAGUGAUAUUGCAACUGAACUAUGAUAGGUAAAGUCACACAUGGAUAAAAGCUUGUGAACUGACUCCAUAAUAUAAAGAGAUUAAUAUACAUUUUAAACCUAUUGUCAUUUAGUAAUAGAAAAGUAACUUCCCACCAAAUCCUAAUUGCUCCAGUAGAACUAUACCGAUUCUUUAAACUAGUGGUUCCCAGCCUGUGGUCUGUGGACCAUCAGUGGUCUACAAGAACUAAAAUAUGGUCCAUGGCCUCAUCAUUACUACACCGUUGCAACAAGAGCAA